AUGUAUAAAACACUCUGGCUUGAAACUCAUAUAACCUCAAGCAUUACUACAUGUGCCGCCGAAGGCAUGGUGUACAACCAAGUAGGGUGCGGGCCCAUACGAAGUCUUUCUGGAGCCGACUAUUGGAAAGUUUAUUGGGAAACCUUUCUCUGUGUGUUCGCUUUCUCUCAUCACCUCUCCACUCGUUGCUCAUAUUUCCUCGCAUCAGGUCAUUACGACCUCUGGACACAGGGGGUCCACCACCGCGAUAUCAGUGACGGGAAUUUGAUGUAUAAAAUGGGUAAUGACGGGCAGAUUAUCGGAGUUCUAGCGGAUUUCGAUCUCUCAUCCCUCGAGGGCAAGGCAAGCUCAAACACCAAACGAACCGGCUCGGUACCGUUCAUGGCCCUCGACUUGUUAUCAGACGAGGCAGUAUCCGGAGAGGUGGCACACGAUUAUUGUCACGAUGCUGAGGCGUUUUUCUGGGUUGGGGUCUACGACACGGCUUGUUACGACGUUGGCCGUAUGAUUGAUAACAUGGUUUCGGCCAAAUGGAAUCUCCCUGGA
Acaulospora colombiana is the source of this 546-nucleotide messenger RNA. The record is from the annotation of a GenBank genome assembly. NCBI's taxonomy places the organism in Eukaryota, Fungi, Glomeromycota, Glomeromycetes, Diversisporales, Acaulosporaceae.